CGGUGGCGGAGAGGCGGCGGCGGUGGCGGGGCUCGGUCCGAGCCGGGCCGGGGAGAUGCUCUGCACGGCGGUGGUGAUGGUGGGGAGCCUGGCGCUGACGACGGCCGUGGUGGCUCAUGCCUAUUACCUGAAGCACCAGUUCUACCCCACUGUGGUUUACCUCACCAAAUCCAGCCCCAGCAUGGCCGUUCUCUACAUCCAGGCCUUUGUCCUGGUUUUCCUCCUGGGGAAGUUCAUGGGCAAAGUGUUCUUUGGGCAGCUGAGGGCAGCAGAGAUGGAGCACCUCCUGGAGCGCUCCUGGUAUGCAGUGACUGAGACCUGCUUGGCCUUCACCGUCUUCAGGGAUGACUUCAGCCCUCGCUUCGUGGCCCUCUUCACCCUCCUCCUCUUCCUCAAGUGCUUCCAUUGGUUGGCUGAAGACCGGGUGGACUUUAUGGAAAGGAGCCCAAACAUCUCCUGGCUCUUCCACUUCCGCAUUGUCUCCUUGAUGUUCCUGCUGGGAAUCCUGGACUUCCUCUUCGUCAGCCAUGCUUACCACAGCAUCCUCACCCGAGGAGCUUCGGUCCAGCUCGUCUUUGGCUUUGAGUAUGCCAUCCUCAUGACCAUGGUGCUCACCAUCUUCAUCAAGUACGUGCUGCACUCUGUCGACCUGCAGAAUGAGAACCCUUGGGACAGCAAAGCCGUCUACAUGCUCUACACAGAGCUCUUCACUGGCUUCGUCAAAGUCCUGCUCUAUAUGGCCUUCAUGACCAUCAUGAUCAAGGUCCACACCUUCCCCCUCUUCGCUAUCCGCCCCAUGUACCUGGCCAUGAGGCAGUUCAAGAAGGCAGUGACUGAUGCCAUAAUGUCCCGUCGGGCCAUCCGCAACAUGAACACACUGUAUCCCGAUGCCACCCCAGAGGAGCUGCAGGCCAUGGACAACGUCUGCAUCAUCUGCCGUGAGGAGAUGGUGACGGGUGCCAAGCGCCUGCCCUGCAACCACAUCUUCCACACCAGCUGCCUGCGGUCCUGGUUCCAGCGCCAGCAGACGUGCCCAACGUGCCGCAUGGAUGUGCUCCGGGCAUCGCUCCCGGCACAGCCGCCUCCGGAAGCACCGGAACAACCCCCCCCACCCCCUCAGACCCCCCCGAUUCCUCAGCCCCCCAACUAUCCGCAGGGAAUCCUGCCCCCAUUCCCACCGGGAAUGUUUCCCUUCUGGCCCCCGGUUGCUCCUUUCCCACCAGUUCCUGGUGUUCAACCACCCAACGGUGCCGAAAACACCGCGUCAGGCUCUGGUGCUGCCACUGCCUCCCGUCCCGCUGACACCAGCACCGCCCCAUCAGAACCCACAGCACCAGCUCCAGGUCUCCCCUUACCACCACCAUGGAUGGGAAUGCCGUGGCCACCUCUCUUUGGCUUCCCCCCCAUGCCGGUGCCACCCCCUGGCUUUGCCGGCCUCACGGAAGAGGAGCUGCGGGCUAUGGAAGGCCACGACCGGCAGCACCUGGAAGCGCGGCUGCAGUGCCUGCAGAACAUCCACACGCUGCUGGAUGCGGCCAUGGUGCAGAUCAACCAGUACCUCACGGUCCUGGCCACCAUCGGGUCACCCCGGCCCCCUCCUCAACCCCAAUCUGGUGCUGGGGAGGCAUCCAGCACCAUCCGGACGGAUACUGGCACCAUCCAGACGGAUACCGGCACCAUCCGGACGGAUACUGGCACCGAUCCCAGUGCCGAGGGCUUCACUGCGGAGGAGGAGGAGGAGGAAGAGGAAGGCGAAGGCUCAUCCUCAAUGGAGGAACCAGACACGGCAGAGCUGCGCCGGCGCCGGCUACAGAAACUGGCAGCACCUUCCCAUUGACCCCACCGGCAUUCCCAGUAUUCCCAGUUCCUCAUACUGGGAGAACCGCUCCUGUUUAAGCCGCUUUCCAUCCCUUUUCCCACCUCCAUCAGUAUCCGGAAGCAAAACCAAACCUGGCUCCUUCUGCCAUGGCCAAGAGCCACUUUCCAGGCCCAUUUUUCCCUGGUUUUCCUGGUUUUCCUGCUUUUCCCUAUUUCUCUACCUCCACCCCAGCGGAUCCGGUGCUGCAGCACCAGCAUUGCCUGUUCCAGCUGGCACUGAGGCCAAGGGGAGGUUGAACCACAGUAACAGGCUCCAAAUCACCCGUUUUUAACCCAAAACCCCCUUUUGGAGACUCAAUAAACCCCCCCCUCCUCCCCCAGCACCGGGCUGCGGCCAAACUGGUUUAUACUGGUUCCUCCCUGCCCCCAGCACUAAGAAAUGGGGGUUUUGGGUGAUUUGGGGGUCUCUUUUUGGCACUUUCCGCUUGGCUUCGUGGCCGCCCCUAUACCCACCAUGACUUCAGUGCCUCUUGGAACCCAAAAGGGCUUCGAGGAGCCCAAAUAUCUCAGGGAUCAAUGGAAUUUCUCGGCAUCCGGAGCCUUUUUGGGGCAGAAAAGGCCGGAUUUGGCCUUGGAUUUGAGGUGGGAAUGGCUCUUUUUGGAGUUUCUUCUGCUUUGCAUUCACUUUUGGGCUCUCGUUGCCCCACUUUGGAGCACAUCCAUAUGGAAUCCUAUGGGAAUGUGGCGGCGCCGCUGCCAGAGCUUCCUUUUUUGUCCUUUUCCCUUCAUUUUUAUGCAUUUUGAGCCAAAAUGAUGAAGUUUCGUGGCCGGUUCUGGUUGAUGGGAGGAGUUUUGGGUGGAUUCCUCCCGUUUUCCUUCGUUUUGGGGUGGGAGGGGAGGGAGCAAAGACAUUCAAGCGACUGGACUGGGGGGUGAUAGACCCCAAACGUUGUGUUCUUUGACCCAAAACUGGGUUUUUUCACCCCAAACCCAUUUCCUGGUCCCUUUUGGGUUGGGGACUUAUUUAAUUUGUAAAUAAUGUAUAAAGUUUUAAUAGUUGGAUUGUAAAUAACGGCGGAAUAAAGGUUGCAGGAAAGCCA
This is a messenger RNA of Melopsittacus undulatus (budgerigar), 2918 nucleotides long. RefSeq names its product synoviolin 1 (gene SYVN1). The transcript is spliced from 16 exons. The record is from RefSeq and is a predicted model, not a curated record. The coding region runs from base 56 to 1837 and encodes 593 amino acids. NCBI's taxonomy places the organism in Eukaryota, Metazoa, Chordata, Aves, Psittaciformes, Psittaculidae.